Messenger RNA from Ruditapes philippinarum (Manila clam), 714 nucleotides. RefSeq lists its product as uncharacterized. NCBI's taxonomy places the organism in Eukaryota, Metazoa, Mollusca, Bivalvia, Venerida, Veneridae. The record is from RefSeq and is a predicted model, not a curated record.
AUCAAGUUAGUGGCUGUGAUACGAUAUUUAUAGAUAAUGGCUACGUAGUCACCUGUCCGACGUCACAUGCGGGCACAAAGAAGGACUGUAUGUAUAGAUGUUUUCAAGGUUAUAAACCAGCCUCGAAGAGCGUUACUUGCGUAAGGAAGAAGUGGUUGACAAACGACACCUACAGUCAACCUUGUAUAAAAGAUGGAUCCAUUGUGAAACCUACAGCGAUGACCAAACCGCCAACGGUGACGACUACCAAGACUGCUCGUACAACGUAUCUGGGAUAUUAUGAUGAUCCAAAUCUCAAAAUGGAUGUUAGCCCUGUAGUUUUUGUAGGAGCUGUUAUUGGCGGUCUUGUUGUUUUAGGACUGCUUUUAUUUGCAAUAUUUUUCAGGUAAAUACACAUAUGUUUCAUCAUUAUUGAUUUGAAAUAUUUGAUUAUUCAACAUGACUCACUAUUGUUUUAGUGAAAAAAAUCUUUCGGCUUACGUUUACGUAUUUUUAAGUCAUAAUCCUGGACAAGCUAGUAUUAGGUUUAAGGUGAUAAACUUUUAUUGAGCAGUGUCUCGAAUCUCAGGAUUUUAAUUGGAUACUAUAAAUUCUGUGCUGGCUUGCACCAAUAACAUUACUGAGAUCUGAGUUUGAGCCUAGUAAAUAUCUUUAUAAACCAGGACCUGGGUUCAUUAUAGGUAAACUUUUCCAAGACGCUAUUUGAGCCUCAUC